Colletotrichum siamense is the source of this 279-nucleotide messenger RNA. RefSeq lists its product as uncharacterized. The coding region runs from base 1 to 279 and encodes 92 amino acids. The record is from RefSeq and is a predicted model, not a curated record. The transcript is spliced from 2 exons. NCBI's taxonomy places the organism in Eukaryota, Fungi, Ascomycota, Sordariomycetes, Glomerellales, Glomerellaceae.
AUGGAACGAGUAGCUAUGAAUCGCGUUCUACUGAAGCAAGUCUCGCUCAUUGGCUAUCGGUAUGGCGAAAGUUCUCGUCGGUAUCCUCAGGAGCAAAAGGCCACCUGGGAUGGGCUUCAGCCGUUGAUGGAAAGCGGGAGUAUACAACCCGUGGUUUACGACACGCAUUAUUAUGGGCUUCAGAGUGUACCUCGGGCGCUGAGAGACAUGGUGGAUCGGAAGAUUUGGGGCAAAGCCGUCGUCACAAUGGCCAGCGGUUCACCACUGGCAAGGCUCUGA